CUCACCAGUGCCCUAUGCUGAAGCGGAACCUUGGCGGUCGGAAGCCAGGAGCCGAGCAGAAGGAGCUUCCUGCAUCCCAGUUCCAGAGGCGUUCUACACAACCCCAAUAGCUUAGGUCAAGGCGGAAAUGCACCUUGCCCCUUUUUCCCCGCUAGGUACUCUGGGAGCAUAGCCGGUUUAGGUGUUUCAUCAUGUGAGGAAUCUGAGGCUGCUCUUCGUUGACCAACCCUCACGGCUUUCCGUGAGGACUGGAGGCCAAGGAGGAGCUUCCAGGCUCUCAUCUGGCCCCUGCCAGCUCCUCCGCGCCCCUGGGCCCCGGGCACUGGCUCCUCAAAGUGGACGCCUCUGAGAGGGAAGAAGGUGAACGCAGGCUGGUGAGGGCUUCUGUGAAGUCAUCUGGAUAGACCAUCCACUGUCCAUAAACAACAUCCAUCAGUUUCUUCACUUCUUGUUCUUGGAAUUCUUUGUUACAUCACUGAAUAAUGGAUGAGUCUGAGAGAGAAAAAGAGAAGAGGGACGUAUCUAAUGUAUCUGAAAAUAAAAAGAAGGACCAGUACAGUUCCUUUUUCAGAGAACUGCAUGCCAUAAUUCAAGCUCAUGGAUAUCCUGUAAAAGGAGACAGAUAUAAAACAUCACAGCACACUACUGACCCUUCACAGAAGAAGGAAGGCAAAGUCAAUCCGGAAACCUCCAGAGACAUAUCUAAUUGGAUUCCAUCAUUUCAGAGCUAUGAAGACUUCAUGUGUAAGACACUACAAUCAUUAGAUGGCUUUAUGAUAAUACUGAGCCUAGAUGGAGUGAUAAUUUAUGUCGGUGGAAGCAUCACUUAUCUCCUUGGCCAUUUACCAGAUGAGAUUGUGGGUAAAAAAUUAUUAAGUCUUCUGCCUGAUCAUGAGAAAAGUGAAGUCCACCAAAAGAUUGCUCUCAAACUUCCUUCGUCAAGUUCAGUGGGAAAACAUACUGACUUUUGCUGUCAUAUAAAGAGAGGAAAUGAUAAACGUGGUAGUAACCCUACUUAUGAAUAUGUGAAAUUCAUUCUGACUUUAAAAGAUAUUUCAAAUGAGCCUUUGAUGCUCUUCAGUAGCUUGUUCCCCAGUCCCUCUUUUGCUGAAUCGUGUGGUACAUAUCUUCCUCUGGAGGAUCGGUUUUAUCUGGUCGGGUCCAUUUGUAUCCUCAGGACUCAGAUUCUACGGGACCUUUUCACUGUGGAGAAAGCUGGGGAAGAUAUUCAGCUGAUAAAUGACUCAGAUGAGGAACAUGUAUCUACAGAAUGCAGAAGUGUUCAAGGACAAAUAAGAAUUUCUAGAAUGGAAUCCCUGUAUGCUGAACCUGCUGCUCCUGCCUCAGAUGAUCAAGUUGAUCUUAUAACAGUCAAGCAGUAUGGACUGCAGGAAUCUGUUCAUGAAAGUGGGAUAGAGUCUGCUACAUGUUAUGAUUCCAGCAUAUCUUCCAUGGAAAGCAUACCUGAAUCGUCAGCUACAUCAUCUUUGCAGAGCUUUGAAUUCGAACCUGACGUGGAACAGGUGGAUGAUAUGGAUGAGGUGCAACAGGUGGACGAGGUGGAAAAGAUGGGUCAGAUUGAUGAGAUGGAAGAGGUGGAACAAGUAGACAAAGAAGAAGAGGUGGAGCAAGCGGAGGAGGUGGAGGAGGAGGACCAGCUAGACCAGGUGGAGCAGGAGGCCCUCUCAUCCUUCAGUGUGGCUGGUGGCAUCAGUGAUGAGCUAUUAGAACCACUACCGUCAGUUGCAUUGUACAUCAACAAACGGGAGCUGGGGCUGAUGAGGAAGUUUAGGGAGCAGCUGGAAGAAAAGACUCGGAUGCUGCAGGCUGAGAUCAGAAGCCUGCAUGACGCACUGGGAAUGAUGAAGGAGCAGCUUCGGAGAAUAGAGGAUACCGGCUUUCAGAUCAGAGGCCAGUUCCAUGUGCCGGCUACUGAAGUAGGAAGCAGGGAUCUCCAGAUUCAGAGGCUUUCCAGGACCAUGAUGAAUUAACACCAGGCCAAAUCAACUAUUUCAUGUCUGCAGAACAGUCCAGCUUGGAUGAACACCAGUGGGAUUUUCAUACUGAACCUUGAGAGAAGAGGGACAGACAGACCAAUGAGGCCUGCAUGGCCAAGGGAACUCCAAGCAUUACAGAAUCCCCUGGAGUAGGGGUUGAAGAAUGGGGUGGGUACUUUCUUUUCUUUCUUGAUAAGUUCUGUUUGGGAUUGUUGAGCACAACCUGUUUCUUGGAAGUUGUGUUUCAGUGGCAGCCUGUGAUCCCUAGUGUGCUAAUAUGUGACAGUAGCCAGGCCACAGCAGGAGACCACUGUCCCCACCUACCCUGCUUGACCUUUCACACACCUAUUCUACCAUGGGCAGGCAUGUUGCAGAGGCUGCAAGUUAGAAUACCUUUUUUUCUGCCAAGAAACAUUUUCCAGCAUGGUUUUCAAUCUAGUAAGAAGCUGUUCUGUCUUAAGCCACAAGCCAAAGCCUUGGCCUUGAUGACCAGGCCCUGCAUCUCCUCCACUGUCAUGUUUGGGAAACCCAAGGGAAUGGCAUUCCAACUGUGGGAAGCUGAAAUCAGAUUAACACAGGCGCUUUGUGCUGAAAUAAUCACAGUUCCAAUGCUUAAUAAAAAUUGUCUUUCGUUGCAA
Herpailurus yagouaroundi (jaguarundi) is the source of this 2635-nucleotide messenger RNA. It is a transcript of the gene PASD1, whose product is annotated as PAS domain containing repressor 1. Gene Ontology annotation, cellular component: CLOCK-BMAL transcription complex. The record is from RefSeq and is a predicted model, not a curated record. Gene Ontology annotation, molecular function: DNA-binding transcription factor activity, RNA polymerase II-specific. Gene Ontology annotation, biological process: negative regulation of DNA-templated transcription; circadian regulation of gene expression; regulation of transcription by RNA polymerase II. Lineage: Eukaryota; Metazoa; Chordata; Mammalia; Carnivora; Felidae. Bases 483 to 1991 code for a protein of 502 amino acids. The transcript is spliced from 15 exons.